This is a messenger RNA of Recurvomyces mirabilis, 1710 nucleotides long. RefSeq lists its product as uncharacterized. Bases 1 to 1710 code for a protein of 569 amino acids. Lineage: Eukaryota; Fungi; Ascomycota; Dothideomycetes; Mycosphaerellales; Teratosphaeriaceae. The record is from RefSeq and is a predicted model, not a curated record. The transcript is spliced from 2 exons.
AUGCCGGCCGGACCUGACGUUCGUUAUCACCUCGUCGAUCCUGCCGCAAGACCGCAGCAUGACCGCUUCGCCAAGGGAAGCUACUUGUACAUCUACCACAACCCAACCACACAGCAAGCGAAGCUCGAAGUGGCGAAUCAUGCUGGGACGUCGGAGCAGGAUGCCUUUGCGGGAUACCUCGGUGCUGCGAGCGUGGAGUACAGCUACAAUCAUCCCACUCUCCUGACCAUCGCUGUAGAUACACAGGCGCAGGAUCCAGGACAGUGGCGAUUACCAGCUUACGAUCUACGACAUGAGCAGAAGUAUAUGUAUCAAUUGCAUAGUUUGGACUUUUAUCUGUGGACUGAGAAGGAUGCUACGACUCUGCUUGGACACCUCAAGGCGGUAAUACCUGGGCAUAAGUUGGCUAUCCGAGACGCUCCUUCAGGUGUCUCGCCACGCUCAUCCUUACCUGCCGAGCACCGAGACAGUAUGAGUCCCGUGGUGCAACAGCUGGAGAAGACAGCGAUUGGGACCUAUUUCCCCAGAGCCGGAAGCACAGUCUCAGCGCAAAGUAUACCUGGCCCACCAACUCCAGGCACGAACGCUACAGCGAGUCCACAACUCACUGCGCCUCAACCUAUCGCGGCAGCAAUGGGAGGCUACAACCCCGCCGCUCCUUCCGCACCAGAACCAGUAAUGUACAGGGAGAAGACUCCACCUCCGCUGGACGAUGGAACAGGGAUGGGUCUGAACAACGCCGCCAGAUAUGACAACAUCUCUCAACCCCAGUACGCAUCCGUACCGCCCGGCUACCAGCAAAACUCGAACCAGCCGACACCACAAGGAGCCUAUUUCAUCGGUGCGCCACAACAACAACAACAACAACAACAACAACAACAACAACCGCCUACCCCCGGCUUCCCAGGCCCACCACAAGCCACACCCCCAAACAUCCAGCGUACAUUCUCCGGCGGCCUCCCACCACCACCUCCACCCUCCGGCGGGCCGUCACCACAACCUCAGUCUCAGCAACAGCAACAGCAACACUACCCCUCCUCCUUCAGCCACCAACCCACCUCCCCAACCCCAAAUCAACAGAACUUCCACCACCACCACCCCCAGCCCUCCUUCGGCGGUGGUGGCCCUCCAGGCCAAACACAAUACGCCACCUUCGCCCAACAAGCCCAAUAUACCGGCCAGCAACAAGACCCAGGUACCCCAAGUUUCGGCCCCUACGCCGCCGCAUCCCCCGGAAUCCCACCGCAAGCAGCGGGAUACCAGUCCAUGCAACCGCAACCGCAACCGCCUACCCCUUCGGCACCUCCGGCUUAUGCGGGACAUACGCCUCUGCAAUCGCCUGGGUUGCCUGGUCCGCCGCCACCACAGAUAGCGGGACAGCAACAACAGCAACAACAGCAACAGGUCUUCGGCUAUAGUUCCUACACCUACACCCCCUCCUCCAACUCUUACGCAGCGAGCCAGCAUCUUACGCAGCAAGGGGCGUAUACAGGGGAUAUUCACUCCCAGGUCUACAGGCCGAAUGAGGGGGAGGCGAAUACGCACGAUCAUCAUGGUGGUGGUGGGCAUGGUUCGAGACCGCAGGGUGCGGGGAGGCAGGGGAGCGGGAGUACGGGGGGAGGUGGAGGGCAGGUGAGGUUGGAGGAGAGGGUGAGUGGGAUUGAUAAGAGGGUGGGGGGGUUCUUGAAGCGGUUGGAUAAAUUGAUCUGA